UGUCGUUUCCGUAGCAGCAUGGCGGCCACGGAGGAUGAGCGGCCCGCGGGGAGUGGAGAGGGAGAGCGGCUGGAUUUCCUACGGGACCGGCACGUGCGGUUCUUCCAGCGUUGCCUACAGGUCUUGCCGGAGCGCUACUCUUCGCUCGAGACCAGCAGGUUGACUAUUGCAUUUUUUGCACUCUCCGGGCUGGAUAUGUUGGACUCCUUAGAUGUGGUGAACAAGGAUGAUAUAAUCGAGUGGAUUUACUCCCUGCAGGUCCUUCCCACAGAAGACAGAUCAAAUCUAAAUCGCUGUGGUUUCCGAGGCUCUUCAUACCUGGGUCUUCCAUUCAAUCCAUCAAAGAAUCCUGGAACAGCUCAUCCUUAUGAUAGUGGCCACAUAGCAAUGACCUACACUGGCCUUUCAUGCUUAGUUAUUCUUGGAGAUGACCUAAGCCGAGUAAAUAAAGAAGCUUGCUUAGCAGGCUUGAGAGCCCUUCAGCUAGAAGAUGGAAGUUUUUGUGCGGUACCUGAAGGCAGUGAAAAUGACAUGCGAUUUGUAUACUGUGCUUCCUGUAUUUGCUAUAUGCUCAACAACUGGUCUGGCAUGGAUAUGAAAAAAGCCAUCAACUAUAUUAGAAGAAGUAUGUCCUAUGACAAUGGGUUGGCACAGGGAGCUGGACUUGAAUCUCAUGGAGGAUCAACUUUUUGUGGCAUUGCAUCACUGUGCCUGAUGGGUAAACUAGAAGAAGUUUUUUCAGAAAAAGAAUUGAACAGGAUAAAGAGGUGGUGUAUAAUGAGACAACAAAACGGUUAUCAUGGAAGACCUAAUAAGCCUGUCGACACCUGUUAUUCUUUUUGGGUGGGAGCAACUCUAAAGCUUCUGAAAAUUUUCCAGUAUACUAACUUCGAGAAAAAUAGAAAUUAUAUCUUAUCAACUCAAGAUCGCCUCGUAGGGGGAUUUGCCAAGUGGCCAGAUAGUCAUCCAGAUGCUUUGCAUGCAUACUUUGGAAUUUGUGGCCUGUCACUAAUGGAGGAAAGUGGCAUUUGUAAAGUUCAUCCUGCCCUGAACGUAAGCACACGGACUUCUGAGCGCCUUCGAGAUCUCCAUCAGAGCUGGAAAACCAAGGACUCUAAACAGUGCUCAGAGAAUGUACACAUCUCCACAUGACUAACUUUAGAUUGGGAGGGUGGGGGGGAUUUGUAGCCUAACUGUAGCUCAAGGUUAAAAGCCAUGUAUAACCAAGUGUGCUCUUUUUUUUAAGAGGUAGAGUCUUACAAUUGAAUCUUGUGCUGAUGUCACUUUGGUAUAUGGUCUUGAGCCAGUAACCUUCGUACUAGGUUUCAAGGAAAUCUUUGUUGAAGUUUGAACCACAGUGGACUCUGUUGUGGUUCUUAAAUGUUUAUAUACUGUAUUUCUAAGUUCUUUGAGGCAAACUAACUGUAUGUAUGAAGGUUAUCUUUUUAAAAAGCUCUUCAGUACAAAAUUGUAUCAUAAAUACAAAUCUUCAAAAGGAGUUUACAGUUCACAUAGCAUUGAUAAUCUUCAGGUGAACACUUAGUGAUCAUUUAAAAAGCUUGACUGCUGAUGGUAGAACAUUGCUUUAAUGAAUCAAGCAUCUGGGAUUAUUCUUUGAAAACAGAUGAUCCCAUAAUUUUUAAAAAGAAGACUUAUUUUGACUUAAGUAAAAUGUGCCAAUUAAACUUUUGUGGCCUAUACAAAUGAAAUUAACUUCAUAGCAAGAAUGAAUAGGCUUAACUAAUACAAUAAUUUUCUAAAGGGAGAUUGUUUUAAGAAGACUAUUAUGUAACUGAGGGACAAGUAAUAUAACUGUAUGUGAUUGUGAAUGGGAAAGUUUUGUGCUGUGUGGGUCAUUUAUUUUAGAUGUUGCUGGGGUAAAUAACAGUUAUGUUUGAUUUUACUCUCAAAUCAUUAGUUGCUUUUUUUUCCUUUCUGCAGAGAAAAAAGUCUUAUCUAGAAGGAAAGCCAUUUAAUGGUUUUGUUUCUUUUUCUGAGAUAUGUGAUACUGUAAAUUAUACUUGUACUUUUAUAACUGAGUUAUUUUUAGCCAUUUGGAUUCUUAUUUUUAGUUUGUUGCCCCAGUGUGUUAGCUGCUCUAAUUUCAAACUGAUGAUUUUCUAAUUUUUUCAAAUGAAAUAAGUAAACAUUUAAGUAAAAAAAAUAGCACCACUCAAGUAAAGUUAAUGGUGUAACUCCAUACACGGUCAUUCAUAUUUUUGUAUUUUCAGGUAAGUGGGAAGGAAAUGUACCAUUUAGGGGUUAAGGACUGGGGUUUUGCUUUUCUUUGUUUUGUUUUCUUCAUUCUGUGACCUAGCUAAUUGUAAAGGAGUUAGUAUAAAAACUCAUCUUUAUUAGUAAUCAAUUAUCAGUAAAUUACAUCUGUCACUGUUGCUCUAUGACGUUCAAAGUUAUGAGAGUAGUGCUGAAAUGGAGAAGGAAAUCUCUUCACCAGAGGGACUGGGUUUCAUUUAAAGUCUUGGUGAUAAUAAAUGUUGGAUUAUUAGUUUUACAAGUUAUCAGUGUAAAAACUAAGUUACUAGUAUCACUGUUUAGGUAUUGUAAUAUUUAAAUUUUUAUUUUAAUUUCUUUCCUAGAGUGGAGAAAAAAUACCCUUAAAUAAUGGUCCUUCCCAAAGGAAACCUAGUAUAUACUUGGAGAAAUGAUUCAUUUAUUAUUGGCAUGCUUAGUUUUAAAUCCCAAUUUGCCAAAGUCAAAAAAAAAUUUUUUUUAAAUUAGAAAUAAAAUCAGUUUUCAGAUGGUGGGGAUAAAAUAAGCCUAACAACAGAUGUCAUCCUUCCAUGAGUUAUUCCAGUUUGUACCAGUUUAAAUUCUGACAAAUUGACAUCUACAUCUCAAACUAACUCAUUUUGUAGACAUCAGGAGUUAAAAUGGCAUAUAUGUAACGGCUUUAGAACUAUUUAAAAAGCCCCAGUUUUUUUUUUUCCUGAAUUGCCGUUCAUGGUUGGAAGCUUAAAAAGUUAGUAAUAGUAGCCGUAUUCAUAUGAAGGAGAAUUCCAAGGUCAAAGUAUUUCAAAAAACUACUAAAUAUUUUCUAACUCCUUGUGUAAUUUAAUAGCAUAAGAUUUUAUAUUACAAUAUGAUUCUAAUUGAUAUACUCUUGAGAGACCUCCUUGUGAAACUUUAUGGACCAGUGAAUGUUCACAUUCCAAGCAGCAUAUUGACCAAAAAAAUACCAGCCCAUUGUGAAUUGUGGAGAAACUAUUACCAACUUUUUCUAAAUAGUUACCUACAAGAAAAGUAUUAAUAAAAUAAAUUAUAAGCACUAUUUCAUAUAUAUACUUGGUUCUUUAGCAGUGGUGAUAGAAUAAGAAGGGGAAUAUGAAGUCUCAGUAACUUUGUUCCCUAUGCUCUACGGCCAACUCCAGUAUGGUAUUUUUUAGACUAUGGUAGGAGAGGCCUUGUUUUGAGCAUAUGCAUGAAAACAAGGUUCAUCAGGUCAUAUAACAGAAUAUCAACCUAUUUAUCAUCUACAGUGCUUUUAGAUUUGACCUAUAAUAUGUGUACAUUUUAAUUAGAUCUUUAAAUAAUUAUUUAUAAAUAUUCAAAUUCAAAUAGAAGUUUUGCCGACAGUGGUACAUAGUCUGAAACUGUCGGGCCUGAUAAUCUUUGAGAGUCAGUAUAGUAAGGAGGUGCUCUGGAGUCAGAUGACUUGGGUUUAAAUCCUAGAUCUGCCAGUUCACCAGUGUAAUCUUGGACCCUAACUUCCCCUUUGAUAAAAUGAGGGGGGAAAAAUCUAACUCACAAGAUUGUUUGAAGAUCAAAUGAGGUAAUACAUAUAAAGUACUUAGCAUAGUACUAAGUAAAUAAAGUAAAUUCCUGAAAUAAAGUAAAUUCCUAAUUAUAAUUUCUGUCAUAACCAUCAUAAAAUUGUUUUUAAAACCUCUCUUUUCUGUAAUAGAGAUCCCACAGAGUUUAAACUCGAGGAAGAUGAUGGCAGCAUUGUAGUUUCUCAAUCUCCCCAUUCGAAUCCAGAGUAACUAGGAUAGCUAUUCUACAAAACUAGAUGACAGGGUGUCCCCAUGAACUUCAGAAUACAGUUUUAUAAGGACAAACCACUGACCAACAUGGUUUCAGCAUCUGUGUGGGAGGAAGUGAAAGGCAGGCAGCUGGUUUCUGACAGCCUUGAGAAUAGAACUAUAACAUUGCCCCCAGUUUCUCACUAGAAAGUACAGUGGGCCAGUCUGAGAACAAAAGCUGAAACUGGGAGGGGUUCUACAGGUCCCCAUUUGCAGGUAAGUGUUAGAGCAAUAUCUGAUGAUUGUGCUAGAGCAGUCUGGGCCCUGUCCUGUAUACAUCUUAAAACCAAUGAGAUAAAGCCUAGCUAGAAAUAGAAUCCAAAUUGGGCAGGAUAGGUACAAUAGGACAAAGAGAAGAGAGAGUCCAGAUAAAUGUUGGGAAGGAAAGUCAGUAUACCUAGACAUUAUAUGUGGACAUAGAUAAUUUUUUAAAUCACUUUGUGAAAAUGAAACAGGAACUUUAGGGCCAUAGAGCAAAGAAAAGUCGUCCUAGGGCACCCCUUCCUCCUAAAAGUACAGGAAAACUCAUUUCACCCGAAAACAAAACCAAAACCUGAGAAGGAUUACAGUCAAAGCCCAUUCAAAGUUGUUUUAAGGAAUAGAAGAAUAAGCAGCCCAAUAUCCCCACAGACAUUGGAAGCACACCAGAAGGACAUGACCACAAGACUGAUGAAAACCUAGUAUUUAUUGAUUUUAAAAAAGCCAUUAUGACAGGAAAUUUAUAGUUUUAGAACAAUAUCAAUAAAAAUGAGAAAAGCUAAGAAUUACACAAUCGAGUCUUAAAAACUGGAGGAAAAAGCAAACCAAAAGGAAGUAGAAGGAAGGGAUUAAUAAAAAGGAGGAAGGAGGGAAGACAAGAUAGACAAACCACCAGACAAUCUUUUCAAGAAAAAAAGGGAGGAAGCAAAAACACAAAAGUUUAAAUGACAAGAGAGAAAUAACCAUAAAACAGGAAAUUUUUCAAAAUUAUAACACUACUUUGAGUAAUUUUAUAUAAUAAAUUAGAAAAUAAUAACCUUUCUUAGAAAAAUGCCAAUUGCCAAGAUUACCAAAGUAGAUACAGAAAUUCAAAACAAAUGGACUCUUUACAAAAAAAAAAUCAGGCCCAGAUUGUUUCAAGGGUAUUUCUACCAAACUGUCAUGAUUAAAUAAUCCUAAUGUUGUUUAAACAAUUCCAGGGGCUAUAAAGAGACUCUUGAACCUCAAAGGGCAAAAAACACAAAAAAGGCUUCUAAAUUCAUUUUGUAAAGUGAACAUGAUAAGCAUUGUUUCUAAAACCUGAGAAAGUUUGUACCAAAGAGAAAAUUAUAGACCGUUCUCACUUAUGAAUAUAUCAGUACAUAAAUGUUAACAGUACAUUAGCAAACAAUUCAACAACACUUUCAAAAAAUAAUAAGUCAUGAGUAAGUUGGAUUUAUUAUAGGAAUCUGCAAGACUAUUAUUAGACAAUCCAUUAAUAUUCAUCAUAUUAAAAGAGUUAAGGAGAAAAAUCAUGAUUAUCUCCAUCUUUGCAGAAAAGACACUUGACAAAAUUGAGCACUCAUUUAUGUUAAAUAUACUCAAUAAGUAGAAAUUGAUGAGUAAUUCAUUGACAUUGUACCUCUGCCCAAAAGCCAGCAUCUUAAUAUCGAUACUGAAGUCAGGAACAAGGCCCACUAUCUCCUCUACUAUUUAACUUUGUGUUGGGGGAUUUAGUCAAUGAGAUUAGACAAAAGAAAACAAAGACAUGAAUUGAAAAGGAAGAGGAAAACUAUUUUUGAAUAUGAUUUUAUAUCCGGAAAACACAAAGGAAUUUGUUGAAAAGCUGUAAGAGAACUUAGUAAAGUAGCAAUUGCAUACAAGUAACAUACAGCUAUCAGUAGCCUUCACCAGACACAAGAGAGUGCAUACUCUGAUUCCAUUUAGAUGGAGUUCAAAAUGGGCAAAAUUGUCUAUGGUGUCAGAAAUCAGUGCCCCCAUUCAAUCACUACCUCCCUCCUCAAAGGUAAGCACUAUCAAGACUUAAAUCACCAUCAGUUAUGUCUGGCUUUGAACUUUCUGUAAGUGGAAUCAUAAUGGAAACAUUAGUUUUCAGCUGGUUUCUUUUGCUCCACAGGGACUGGAAGAGUACAAGGCAGAGUCUGUGGUGCUGGCGAUGUUCUGUUUCAUAACUUAGGUGCUGGUUACAUAGGUGCAUUCACUUUAUGAAUAUUUAUCAAGCUGUACACUUAUGAUUUGUGCACUUUUCUGUAUGUGUAAUUACAGUUCAAUAAAAAUGUUUACUAAAAAGAAUAAAAGACUAU
Messenger RNA from Balaenoptera acutorostrata (minke whale), 6322 nucleotides. RefSeq names its product protein geranylgeranyltransferase type I subunit beta (gene PGGT1B). NCBI's taxonomy places the organism in Eukaryota, Metazoa, Chordata, Mammalia, Artiodactyla, Balaenopteridae. Gene Ontology annotation, molecular function: CAAX-protein geranylgeranyltransferase activity. Bases 19 to 1152 code for a protein of 377 amino acids. The transcript has 9 exons. Gene Ontology annotation, cellular component: CAAX-protein geranylgeranyltransferase complex. The record is from RefSeq and is a predicted model, not a curated record. Gene Ontology annotation, biological process: protein geranylgeranylation.